Sinocyclocheilus rhinocerous is the source of this 1044-nucleotide messenger RNA. RefSeq names its product zinc finger protein 239-like. Gene Ontology annotation, molecular function: DNA-binding transcription factor activity; RNA polymerase II cis-regulatory region sequence-specific DNA binding. The record is from RefSeq and is a predicted model, not a curated record. Lineage: Eukaryota; Metazoa; Chordata; Actinopteri; Cypriniformes; Cyprinidae. The coding region runs from base 10 to 1044 and encodes 344 amino acids. Gene Ontology annotation, biological process: regulation of transcription by RNA polymerase II. The transcript is spliced from 5 exons.
AGAGAGAAGAUGAGCGAUCCAGAACCCUGCAGAAUCAAACACACUGAAGAAAAAGCAGAGUUGAUUGAAGAAAAUGAGCAGAAUGAAGAAUUGAGUGAAGUUGAAGAGAAAAAUCAUGUUAAAACUGGAUGCACCCAGUGUGGAAAGAGUUUGACAAGCAAAUAUGGUCUUGAUGUUCACAUGAGAGUUCAUACUGGAGAGAAACCGUACAGUUGUGAUCAGUGCGGGAAGAGUUACACACGAUCAUCAAGCCUUAAGGGCCACAUGAACAUCCACACUGGAGAGAAACUGUAUGCAUGUGAUCAAUGCAGCAAAAUGUUUUUGAGGGCAUCAUACCUGAAGAAUCACAUGAGAGUUCAUACUGGAGAGAAACCAUUCAGUUGUGAUCAGUGCGGGAAGAGUUUCUCACAAUCAUCAAACCUUAAGGUACAUGUGAGGAUCCACACUGGAGAGAAACCAUACACUUGUGAUCAAUGUGGGAAGAGUUUCUCACUAUCAUCAACCCUUAAUGAACACAUGAACAUCCACACCGGAGAGAAACUGUAUGCAUGUGAUCAAUGCAGCAAAAUGUUUUUGAGGGCAUCAUACCUGAAGAAUCACCUGAAAGUCCAUACAAAGAAGAAGCCACAUUCAUGUUAUUUGUGUGGAAAGAGUUUUUCACAUCUACAAUAUUUGAAAGAACAUCAGAAAAUACAUACUGCUGUGAGAGAGUACAUGUGCUUUGAGUGUGACAAGACUUUUACUUCAGCAAACUCCCUGAAAACACACGAGAGGAUCCACACUGGAGAGAAACCGUACAAGUGUUCACACUGUGACCAGAGAUUCAGUCAGUCAGGAGCCCUGAAAACACACAAGAGGAUCCACACUGGAGAGAAACCAUACAAGUGUUCACACUGUGACAAGAGAUUCAGUCAGUCAGCAAAUCAGAAAACACAUGAGAGGAUCCACACUGGAGAGAAACCAUAUCACUGCACUGCAUGUGGGAAGUGUUUCAAUCAAUCAUAUUCUCUACACAGACACACACAAAACAAUCACAGUAAGUAG